Magnolia sinica is the source of this 1822-nucleotide messenger RNA. RefSeq names its product UDP-glycosyltransferase 73C3-like. The transcript has a single exon. Gene Ontology annotation, molecular function: UDP-glycosyltransferase activity. The record is from RefSeq and is a predicted model, not a curated record. Bases 178 to 1689 code for a protein of 503 amino acids. Lineage: Eukaryota; Viridiplantae; Streptophyta; Magnoliopsida; Magnoliales; Magnoliaceae.
AGCGAUGCAUUAUUCAAUGCAUUACACAAUGAGACGGUCCAAUUAGACUGCAACAACCACUUUUGCUGAAUGACGCAAACAGAGGAUCCGUAUCCGGCUCCUGGCUAUAUGCACCAGACCCUCCUACCCUCAAAUCACAAUUCAGCUUUUUCUUUUGUGUCCUCCGCAUAACUCACCAUGGCUUCACAACAAUCCCACCAUCUUCACUUCAUCUUCAUUCCUUUCCUGGCCCCAGGUCACAUGAUCCCCAUGUUCGACCUGGCCCACUUGUUCGCAAGGCGCGGCGUGGUAGCUACCAUAAUCACCACAACCCUCAAUGCUGCUCGAGUCAAGAACAGAAUCGACCACGCCAUCGAAUCCGGUCUCCAAAUCCAACUUGCUGAGCUCCGCUUCCCAUGUCAGGAAGCCGGCUUGCCGGAUGGAAGCGAAAACAUGGACUCUAUCGCUCCAGAGUUCGCCUUGGAUUUCUACAAGGCGGUUGAUUUGCUGCAGCAGCCAAUAGAACAGUAUCUUCAAGACCACGAAUUCCGUCCGAGCUGUAUUAUUUCAGACUCUUUGCUUCCAUGGACGUGUGAAACCGCUAGCAAGUUUCAGAUACCAAGGAUCGUUUUUCAUGGUAUGUGCUGUUUCUCUCUCUUAUGCUCGCACAAUGCGUAUCAUUACAAGUCUCACGAAAACGUCGUCUCUGAGUUAGACCCAGUCGCCGUUCCAGGCUUGCCUCAUCGAAUUGAGAUACCGAAAGCCCAGCUGGUUCCGGGUGCGACCCAAGGACAGAUUGAUUUUCAAAAGAUAUUUGGUAGAUUCAAAGAUGGCGAUUCAAAAUCUUACGGCGUAGUGGUGAACAGUUUUGCAGAAUUGGAGAAUGAAUACGUUGAGUAUUACCAAAAGGCUAUGGGAAAGAAGGUAUGGAACGUCGGGCCAGUUUCUCUCCGCAACAAGGAGAUGUCGGAUAAGAUGGUAAGAGGGAACAAAACCUCUAUCAAUGAGCACGAAUGCUUGAGUUGGCUCCAUUCAAGGAAGCCCAAGUCAGUUGUUUAUGUUUGUUUUGGAAGCGCAUGCCGCGUUUCUCCUUCCCAGUUGAUACAGAUUGGUUUGGGCUUGGAAGCUUCAAAUCAACCGUUCAUUUGGGUGAUUAGAGACGUCAUGGAACCGGCCAAGAUAGAGGAAUGGCUUUCUGAAGGAUUUGAGGAGAGGACAAAGGAAAGGGGUCUUAUAAUCAGAGGAUGGGCGCCACAGAUACUAAUAUUAUCGCAUCCGGCAAUUGGAGGGUUCUUAACGCAUUGCGGUUGGAAUUCCACAUUGGAGAGUAUCAGUGCGGGUGUUCCCAUGUUGACUUGGCCUCUCUUUGGAGAGCAGUUCCUCAAUGAGAAGCUUCUUGUACAAGUUCUGAGAAUCGGAGUCGAUCUGGGCGUCUUCCUGGGUGCAAUUAAAUGGGAACGAGAUGAGAAUGUGGAUGUAUUUGUGAAGAUGGAAACUGUUAAAAAUGGUGUAGAGAGGUUGAUGGAUGAGGGAGAUGAAGGAGAAGAAAGGAGAAAGAGAGCAAAAGAGUUCGGGGAGAAGGCAAGGAGGGCCAUGGAAGAGGGUGGGUCUUCUUACAUCAACAUGACACUUUUGAUUGAAGAUAUCAUGGACCACGCUAGCAAGAAAUGGCCCACAAAAGCUACCAAUUUGGACAUAAAUGCUCUUUAGAGAGGUGGAAAUUGUCUGCAUAUGUAUGUAUAUAUGGAGAGACGAAAAAUGUGCUUAUAAAGGACACAGGCUUUUAGAUCAUCACUCCAUGAAUCUAUUUUACUUUACACUCGUGAAUUAUUCUUGAACAUGU